UUACGGCAGCGCGGCGGCGUUGCUUUACGGCAACAGGCCGCGGGAUCCGCCGGGAUGAAGCAAAAAAGGAAAAAUGGAAAAGGGGAGCUCAGCCAGGCCGAGCUGAUGGUGAUGACCAUUGCUGACAUCAUAAAGCAGCUGCUGGAGGCUCACGAGCAGGGCAGAGAUGUGGACAUCAACAAGCUGAAGACCAAAACCUCAGCCAGGUACGGGCUGGCGGCGCAGCCCCGGCUCGUCGACAUCAUCGCCGCCGUCCCCCCGCAGUUCAGGAAAGUUCUGCUCCCCAAACUCAAGGCCAAGCCCAUCAGGACAGCCAGUGGGAUCGCCGUGGUGGCCGUGAUGUGCAAACCCCACCGGUGCCCCCACAUCAACUUCACAGGCAACAUCUGUGUGUACUGCCCAGGGGGUCCUGACUCUGAUUUUGAAUAUUCCACCCAGUCCUACACAGGAUAUGAGCCAACAUCCAUGAGGGCCAUCCGGGCUCGGUAUGAUCCCUACCUGCAGACCAGGCACAGAGUGGAGCAGCUGAAGCAGCUGGGCCACAGUGUGGACAAAGUGGAAUUUAUUGUGAUGGGAGGGACAUUCAUGGCUUUACCUGAAGAUUACAGAGAUUAUUUCAUCAGGAACCUCCACGAUGCCCUGUCAGGUCACACUUCCAACAACGUGGCAGAGGCUGUCAGGUACUCUGAGAGGAGCCAGACCAGGUGCGUGGGGAUCACCAUCGAGACGCGGCCGGACUUCUGCCUGCGGCAGCACCUCAGCUCCAUGCUGGGCUACGGCUGCACGCGCCUGGAGAUCGGCGUGCAGAGCGUCUACGAGGACGUGGCCAGGGACACCAACAGCUCAGCCUCGCUGGUGGCCGCAGGUGACCCCUGGAGGGACGGCGGUGACGUGUCCGACAGCGGCAGCAGCACCACCAGCGGCCACUGGAGCAGCGCUGGCAGCGCCACCGCGUCACCCCCUCACCGUGGUGACAUCAGUGUCACCCCAUCCCCCCCUCACCACGGUGACAUCAGUGUCACCCCAUCCCCCCCUCACCACGGUGGCAGUGUCACCUCAUCCCCUCCUCACUGUGGUGACAUCGGUGUCACCCCAUCCCCCCCUCACCACGGUGACAUCGGUGUCACCUCAUCCCCCCCUCACCACGGUGACAUCAGUGUCACCCCAUCCCCCCCUCACCACGGUGACAUCGGUGUCACCUCAUCCCCCCCUCACUGUGGUGACAUCGGUGUCACCCCAUCCCCCCCUCACCACGGUGACAUCGGUGUCACCGCGUCCCCCCCUCACCACGGUGGCAGUGCCACCCCGUCCCCUCUGACCGACGACGGCUUCGACACCGACCCCGAGCCGUCCCCGCCGGAGGAGCCGGCGCCGCGCCGGAGGAAGAACUCGGCCAAGCUGCUGUUCAAGUGCCUCUGGCCCGGCUGUGGCAAAGUCCUGCGCUCCGGCGUCGGCAUCAAGCGCCACGUGCGCACCCAGCACCUGGGGGACGGCUCCCCCUGGGAGCAGCGGGAGCGUGAGGAGGAUUUUUACUACACCGAGGUUCAGGCGCGGGAGGAGCCGCCGGCCGAGCUGCCACCCCCGGCUGCCACCAGCGUCACCGGUGUCACCUCUGUCACCUCUGUCACCUCUGUCACCGCCCCCAUCGUCAUCCAGCCCGGCCCCUGCCAGCCCGGCCUGAGCCACUCGGCCCCCGGCGCCUUCUGGCACAUCCAGGCCGACCACGCCUACCAGGCGCUGCCCUCCAUCCAGAUCCCAGUGUCCCCUCACAUCUUCACCAGCAUCAGCUGGGCCGCUGCCACCUCCACCCUGCCACCCUUGUCACCGUCCCUGUCACCGUCCCUGUCACCGGCGCGGAGCCGCUCCCUCAGCCUCGGCGAGCCCCCGGCGCCGCCAUUGCUCAAACCGCAGCUGCUCGUGGCCUCCCCGCCCCGCGCCCCCCUCAGCAGCAGAAAAAUCCGUGGUGAAGCCAAGAAAUGCCGCAAGGUUUACGGCAUCGAGCACCGGGACCAGUGGUGCACGGCGUGCCGCUGGAAAAAAGCCUGCCAGCGAUUCCUGGACUGAACCCCCUCCCUCCUCCCCUCUCUUCCCGCCUGGAAUUCCCUCUGGGAUCCAGGAAUUCCCUCUGGAAUCUGAGAAUUCCCUCUGGAAUCCAAGAAUUAUCUCUGAAAUCCAAGAAUUCCCCUUUGGAAUCCAAGAAUUCCCUCAAAUCCUGGAAUUCCCUUCUGAAAUCCAGGAAUUAUCUCUGGAAUCCAGGAAUUCCCUCCAAAAUCCGGGAAUUCCCUCUAGAAUCCAAGAAUUCCCUCUUGAAUCCAGAAAUUCCUUCUGAAAUCUGGGAAUUGCCUCUUGAAUCCAAGAAUUCCCUCUGGAAUCCGAGAAUUCCCUCUGGAAUCCAGGAAUUCCUUCUGAAAUCUGGGAAUUCCCUCUGGAAUCCGAGAAUUCCCCUCUGGAAUCCAAGAAUUCCCUCUGGAAUCCAAGAGUUCCCUCCUGAAUCCAGGAAUUCUCCUCUGGAAUCCAGGAAUUCCCUCCAAAAUCCAGGAAUUCCCUCAAAUCCGAGAAUUCCCUCUGGAAUCCGAGAAUUCCCUCUGGAAUCCAGGAAUUCCUUCUGAAAUCUGGGAAUUGCCUCUUGAAUCCGGGAAUUCUCCUCUGGAAUCCAACAAUUCCCUCUGGAAUCCAAGAAUUCCCUCAAAUCUGGAAAUUUCUCUUUGGAAUCCAGGAAUUCUCCUCUGGAAUCCAAGAAUUCCCUCUGGAAUCCAGGAAUUCCUUCUGAAAUCUGGGAAUUGCCUCUUGAAUCCAGGAAUUCUCCUCUGGAAUCCGAGAAUUCUCUCUGAAAUCCAGAAAUACCCUCUGGAAUCCGAGAAGUCCCUCAAAUCUGAGAAUUCCCUCUGGAAUCUGGGAAUUCCCUGUUGAAUACAGGAAUUCUCCUCUGGAAUCAGGGAAUUCCCUCUGGAAUCCAGGAAUUCUCCUCUGGAAUCCAGGAAUUCCCUCCAAAAUCUGGGAAUUCCCUCAUUGCUGCAACCAAGGGACCGUGGGGGUCCCUCCCAGAGCUGUGGAAAUCCUUCUGGAAAAUCCAGAAAUUCCCUUUCCUGCUUUUUUCCCCCCAUUUUUACAACCUGAAGUGGAAUUCCCUUCAAGAUUGGGAAAAGAAAAAAAAAUUUGGAAAAAUCCUCGGGGUUUUUGGGGACUAAAGAUUUUUUUUUUUCCCCCUGAAUUUCCCAAAUCUGUUGGAAAAUUCCCCGAAAUUGAGGCUGGGUUGGAGUUUUGUCUUUACCUAAAAAAGUGCAAAUCCCUCAAAUCCUUGAAGAAAAAAGUGGGAAACAAUCAAUGCUUUAAAAAAAGGAAAUAUUGAGAUAUCCCAGAAAAAGGAAUUUUUUUUGGGAUGUGACUUGUCCCUUGGGACAAAAAUUCCCCCAAAAAAAUUAAAAUCAGGAAAAAGGAAAAUGUUGAAGGAAUUCCCAAAUUCCUUCAAAACCAGGCUGAGGAAUUUUGAGUUUUAAUAAAAAAAGUGAGAAUUUUCCUUUUUGUAAUUAAUCCAGUUUGGAAUCAUGGAAUAUUUUGGGUUGGAAAUUACCUUAAAAGUCUUGAAUUCCAACUUUUUUUGUGUGCUGGGAAUAUUUAUGGAAUAUAUUUAUGCAAUCCCAGCCUGAUUUUAGGGAUUUUAAAGCAUCAGAAUUCCUAAAAAAAUUAAAAAAAGGGGAAUCAAAUAAUUGGGAGAAUCCAAAAUUAGGAAUCUCAGCCAGGUUGUGGAAUUUUUCUGUGGAAUUCCCAAGUUUGAAAUAUUUGGAAAAUCAGGGAUUGAAACAGAGAAGAAUUGGGGAGGAAACCAAAAAACUGUGAAUUUUUUUGUUUUCCUCAGACCUUGUGUCUUCUAUCCCUGUGCUUUGGAGAUUUUAUUCCAUGUUUUUCGUGGCCCACAUGGAUCUGGGUACGGCUCAGCUCUGGCUCCCUUUUUUCUCUUUUUUUCUCUCUUUUUUCCCUCCUUUUUUUCUCAUUCCCCCCUUUUUCCUUCCCUUUUCCCCUUUUUCCUUUUAUUUCCCAUUUCCUCCUUUUCUCCCCUUCCCCCCCUCUUUUCCCCUCCCUUUUUUCCAUCCCUUUUUCCUCCUCCUUUUCCUCAUUUUCCCUCAUUUUUCUCCUCCUCUUUCUUCCUUUUUCUUUUUCCCCCUCCUUUUCUCCUCCUUUCCCCCCUAUUUUUCUCCUCCUUUUUUCCUUUCCAUCCCUUUUUUUCUUCCUCCUUUUUCUCCUCCUUUUUCCUCCUCCUUCCUUUUUCCCCCCUUUUUCCCCCUCAUUUUUUCCUCCUUUUCUCCUCCUUUUCGUCCCUUUUUUGUUCCUCCUCCGUUUUUUCACCUCCCUUUUCCUUUUCCUCUUCCCCUUUUCCUUUCCUUUUUCUCCUCCCUUUUUCUCCUCCCUUUUUCCUUUUCCUUUUCCUUUUCCUUUUCCUUUUCCUUUUCCUUUUCCUUUUCUUUUCCUUUUCCUUUUCCUUUCCCCCCUUCCCCUCCUUUUUUCCCCUCAUUUUCCUCCUUUUUCCUCCUUUUCCUCCCAUUUUCUUUCUCAUUUUUUCUCCUCUUUUUUCCUUUUCCUUUUUUCCUUUUCCUUUUCCUUUUCCUUUUCCUUUUCCUUUUCCUUUUCCUUUUCCUUUUCCUUUUCCCUCCUUGUCCUUUCCAUCUUUUCCCACCCUUUUCUCCCCUUUUUUUCCCUCAUUUUCCUCCUUUUCUCCUCCUUUUCCUCCCAUUUUCUUCUUCAUUUCCCCCCCAUUUUUCCUUUCCCCCCUUUUUUCCCCUCAUUUCCCCUUCCAGCAGCCCUGAGCCUUUCCUUACCUGCCAGAGAUUCCCUGAAAUCCCAAACUUUAAUCCCAAAAUUUCAUCCCAAAUUUUUUCCCAAUACAAAUUUCACCAGACAAAACCCAAACCUCGCACUUUUUUCCUUUUUUUUUUUUGCAUUUUUAAAACUAGAACCUCUGUGGGGGGAGGGGUCAUUUAUGAAAAUUUUCCUUUCCUUCUGGGAAUAUCUUGGAAUUUUCACACUUUAAACCCAAAAUCUUCAUAUUUUCCAGCAGCUUCUUGGCUGGAACUGGAGAAAUAUUUUGAAUUUUUUACCCUCAAUUCCCAAUGAUUCCCAAGGAAUUCUCCCGCCCUUUCCGACCUUUUCUUCUCAGUCUUCCAAAUAUUAUUUUUAUUGUUAAAAAACAAAACAAAAAAAAAGAAAAUAAAGUUUAAAAAAAUGUCAUUUUUACAGCGGCCAGAGGAAAUAAUGGAAUAUAUUUUCUAAGGAAAUAAAAGGAAAUUUGUCUGA
Molecule: messenger RNA, 5289 nt
Organism: Oenanthe melanoleuca
Lineage: Eukaryota; Metazoa; Chordata; Aves; Passeriformes; Muscicapidae
Exons: 14
Coding region: 55-2064 (669 amino acids)
Biological process (GO): tRNA wobble base 5-methoxycarbonylmethyl-2-thiouridinylation
Cellular component (GO): elongator holoenzyme complex; nucleus; cytoplasm
Molecular function (GO): catalytic activity; iron-sulfur cluster binding
Source: RefSeq, a predicted model, not a curated record